AUGAAAAUGUUGAAUCCACACAAAACUCGGCUGGAGCGCCGGAUAGUUGGCUCAACCAACCGGUGGCGUUUGCCCCAAGAGCCUUUCUUUGGGGACCUGCUGGCACUUCCCCAGAUGUGCCAGGCUUUGGGCAUAGACAUUGAGGAAACUCUGAAGAACUCAGACAGGUUACGUAUUCCAAAAAUUUGGAAAAUUUUCACUGAGAAUUUGAAGGACAAGGCCAGCCAAAACGGGGAAGCAGAUGUGACACUCGAAUGCCUUGGCUUCAAAUGGGAGCUCCAUCAGCCCCAGCUUUUCCAGUCUGAGACCUUGACCAAGCUUUACUUGGCAGCCCUGACCCGGGGUGUCACCAGCCCCCGUCGAGAAAUGGACUGUGUUACACGCCAUCACCCUCUGUGGCCUGGGAAGAUCCAGGAACCCUCCCCCGUCAAGAGGAUGAUCAUCUCCUUGAAGAUCAAUGACCCGGCGGUCACCAGAGUUGCCUUCGCCACGGCCCUGAAGAACCUCUACCUGAAGGACGUGGAGAUGAAUGUGGAGGAAGUCCUGGGGGUGCUGGCUUCCGCCCACGCGCUCCAGUUCAGCCGCCUGUUCCAGAGGUGUGUGGCCACCAUGAUGAACGGACUCAGGCCAAGCACCCUCAAGAACUUCUACCUGGCCGGCAACCGGUACAAGGAAGAGCAGCUGACCACGGCCUGCGAGAAGUGGCUGGAAAUGAACUUGGUUCCUCUGAUGGGGACGCAGAUCCACCUUCGGCAUGUCCCUCAGGAGCUGCUCCAAAAGGUGCUGAAGUCCCCCAGGUUGUUCACCUUCAGCGAGUUUCAUCUUUUGAAAACCCUGCUUAUGUGGGCCUACCUGCAGCUGAACAGCAAGAUCCAGGCAAUUCCCAUCCAUGAGACCAUGCUGACGUUUUUCAACAGCUUCCCCAAGAAGUGCUGCUUUCUGGACCGAGACGUAGGACAGAGCUGGCUGCCGCUCUUCCUUUGCUUGCGUCUGCACAGCAUCACUAGCCGUAAGGAUCUGGAGGAGUUAAGGCACAUUAAUUUCUUUCCGGAGUCCUGGCUGAUCCGGGUUACAGCCAACCAUUACCACGCACUGGAGAGCGGAGGUGACAUGGUCCACCUGAAAGAUCUGACCACCCAGGCUGUGAGAUUUGGGCUGCUCUUUAACCAGGAGUACACCAUUCAUUCGAAAAUGAUUUCUAUCUAUGGAUUCUUCUUUGAGAUAAAGGGAGUCAAACAUGAUACUACCUCUUACAGCUUUUACAUGCAGAGAAUGAGGCACACAGACUUGGAGUCCCCCUCCACCAUCUGCGAGCACAGCGCUAUCAGCCUGAAGUCAGAGCGUCUAGUAAAGUACGAGAUCCGAGCCCAGACCCUGGUGGACGGCAGGUGGCAAGAGUUCAGUACUAACCAGAUCACACAGAAGUUUGGGUUAGUCCAGCCGUGCUGCAAAAGCCAUGCCUUGAAAAUCCAAACUGUGGGCAUCCCCAUCUAUGCAAGCUUUGCAUUCAUCUUCCCACUCUCUUGACAGUUUCCAGAAGAUUCUAUGGGAUCCCCCCACAUCUGUCUGCAUAAAAGGAAAUAAAGAGACAUUAAAGGGGGGACUCCACUGUGCAGCUGACUGUCCUAGUUAGCAGGGUUUCAUUAGAACUUCUGUCCUCACUUGCCACGAGUCCACUUGCCAUCCUCAGCCCCAGAGUGCCCCAAGCCCUGCUUCUCGGGGGUGCGGUGGGAGCACCUGCACCCACAGACUCCAGCCGGGAGCUUCAGCAUUUCCCUUCUGCUGGCUACCGCUCUGCUGGUACCCAGAAGAACACACCUGACCAUUG
This is a messenger RNA of Sciurus carolinensis (gray squirrel), 1828 nucleotides long. It is a transcript of the gene Btbd16, whose product is annotated as BTB domain containing 16. Bases 1 to 1527 code for a protein of 508 amino acids. The transcript is spliced from 17 exons. The record is from RefSeq and is a predicted model, not a curated record. NCBI's taxonomy places the organism in Eukaryota, Metazoa, Chordata, Mammalia, Rodentia, Sciuridae.